AUGUACGCUUUUAAGCUAACCCUCCGGCGCAGCUUCGCAACGACGACCCCGCUACUCACACCCCUGAACGUGACGCUGGUGAUCCUGAUCCUCACGCUCUUGUACCUGCGGCUGCGGCCACAAUCGACCCCGUCCCUACCCCCGGGCCCGCAGCCGAUCGUCUUCCAGACCUUCACGCCGCGCACCCUCCUCAAGAACAACGGCACCGCCAACAACCCGGUCUACCUGGCCGUGCGGGGCAAGGUGUACGACGUCUCGUCGGGCCGCAACUUCUACGGGCCCGGCGGACCGUACGAGAACUUUGCCGGGCGCGACGCCACGAGGGGCCUGGCCUGCCAGAGCUUCGACGAGGAUAUGUUGACAAAGGACCUCGAUGGGCCGUUGGAUCCCUGUGACGACCUCACGCCCGAGCAGUUGGACAAUUUGAACGGGUGGAUCGAGAGGUUUGAUGAGAAGUACUUGGUGGUGGGCAAAUUGGUACCUUUCAAGAAGACCGACUUCCAUUAG
This is a messenger RNA of Fonsecaea pedrosoi CBS 271.37, 507 nucleotides long. RefSeq lists its product as uncharacterized. The transcript has 2 exons. The record is from RefSeq and is a predicted model, not a curated record. Bases 1 to 507 code for a protein of 168 amino acids. Gene Ontology annotation, cellular component: endomembrane system; membrane. NCBI's taxonomy places the organism in Eukaryota, Fungi, Ascomycota, Eurotiomycetes, Chaetothyriales, Herpotrichiellaceae.